Molecule: messenger RNA, 1223 nt
Organism: Ipomoea triloba (trilobed morning glory)
Lineage: Eukaryota; Viridiplantae; Streptophyta; Magnoliopsida; Solanales; Convolvulaceae
Exons: 3
Coding region: 324-1166 (280 amino acids)
Molecular function (GO): zinc ion binding; nucleic acid binding
Source: RefSeq, a predicted model, not a curated record
ACAAAUAAUAAAAGGUCAAAAGUAUGAGUCCACUAAACUCCACUAUGACCUUAAAUCAGGGAUACACUAACACCUAAAUUAGGGAUCCACUAAUUUAUGUUUUGUUCUUAUUCAGAAAGUGGUGCAAAUAAUUAAGAAUAGGAAAAUUUUCAUGAUUAGUGCAUUGAUGGAAUGCAACUAUAUAAAGGCCAUCAAAAUCCCCCUCACUGCUUGACAUACAGUCUUGUACACCAUCUGAGAGAGUUGAGUCAAGUGAGAGAAAAAUAAUUAGAAAGCUCAAGCAACAGCAGUAAGCAGAUCAGGCAAUCAUCAAACAAAUAACUAUGGCUGGAGCAACUCUACCCGUCACUCAAACCAUAACUAUUGAUGUUCCUUUGCUUAACGACGAUAAUCACAAAGAGUGGAAAGAUGCUAUUCUCCUACAUUUGGGAUUAUUAGAGUUAGAUUACGCUGUUCUGAAUGAGGAACCCUCCGAGGUUACUGCAGAAAGCACUGACGAAGCCAAGCAGCUUCGUGCACGAUGGGAGAGAUCCAAUCGGUUAUGUGUGCACCUCAUUAAGUCAAAAAUUUCGAGAGAAAUUCGUGGUUCCAUUGAGGAAAUUCAGAAAACCAAGCCUCUGCUCAAGGCCAUUGAUGAUCAAUUUGUUGACUCAAAGAAAUCAUCGGCAAGUACUCUAAUAAUGCGAUUUAUCAAUCUUCGUCUUACCACUGUUAAGGGCACGCGUAAACACAUCAUGCAAGUAAGGGAUAUUGCAGCUCAACUAAAGAAGCUGGAAAUCAUUUUACCAGAUACUUUUGUGGUGCAUUUUGCACUUAAUACCCUUCCUCAAGAAUAUAGCCCCUUUAAGAUUUCUUACAACACACAUAAAGUAGAUUGGUCUAUCAAUGAGUUGAUAACCAUGUGUGCACAAGAAGAACAAAGGCUUAUGACUGAGAUUGGGGAAAACGCUCUAAUGGCCACAACAAAGUAUAAAAGAAAAUCUGGAAAGUCCAAGGGAUCCACCGUAGCAACUAAGGGCAAACUGCCCCCAAAAGCUGACAUUAAGAAGAUACAGAAGUGUUUCUUUUGUAAAAAGAAGGGACACAUGAAGAAGGACUGUAUCAAAUUCAAGAAGUGGAUGUCCCAAAAGGGCUAUGACAAAUCUGAGACAGCCAACGGGAACUGAGUGUAGCAUCUUCUCUGGAAACAAGAUUGCAUCACCUGUAGAAGCUGUCGGAGUUUG